This is a messenger RNA of Penicillium brasilianum, 2455 nucleotides long. The record is from the annotation of a GenBank genome assembly. Lineage: Eukaryota; Fungi; Ascomycota; Eurotiomycetes; Eurotiales; Aspergillaceae.
CUUUGACAUAGUCUACCCCGUCCCCAUUGCUAGUUUCAGGGUAUAGAUCCAAUAACGACACGGAAGCAUGUCCAUCCCACGUUACGUAUACCUCUCCAGCCUCGUUUGAAGUUUGGGCCGCUGAGUUUGAGAUUCAGGGGUAGCACCGCCCCCAAGGUUUUCUUGUUUUGGAUUCUUUUGGCUUUGUUCCAAGGCUGGCUGUGCUAGGCAUCUGAAUAAGGAGCAGGCCAGGCCAGACCAGACCAGACCGGUCAAUACAGAAGCUACGGCAUUCCCAAUGCCUGAUGGCCGUUGGCCGGGAACUCGGUCGCUAGCGGACCAAGUCCGGGGUAGAGCAUUUCGGCAUCCGGAACCCCGUUCUCUCCGACGCCGGAUGCUGGCGUGGCCUCCUCCCGGUCAGAGACGAGACACGACCACGACCAACGCGGAUCGAGGAGUUAUCGUAUUGUAAGAGAUCAUCCCCACUAUGUUGAUGACGGCGAUGUUUGAUCUGCGAGAGCACUGGCUAGUGCUCGCAUGCCAAGUCAUCGCUAGUCUCGAAAGUUAGAUAGUUUCUGUGCAUGUGGCCUGGAGAAACGGAGGGUCCGCGGAGGCUGAAAAGUUGCUUCCGUUGCCGCUUAUACAUUCUUCAGGACAGCUUAAGGUUAGUUCUACCUGACGGAUUGUACCUUAGGCUAAGAGAGAAACGCCAGGCCUUCUCACGGAAGAAUACCAAGCUCUCAAAUAGACGGCUUCUCUACCUCGAGCACACCAACAAUUCACCCAGCACCUUCCCUUUAGCCUAAAAGUGGCUCGAAGAUUUUGGCAUUUACCCCCCGCUGAGCAACUCCGUGCUUAUUGCGGGGUUCCAACGUCAUGCCAGCCCGGCCAUCCCACAAUUUCUCCGGAAACCCCCUCCAACAUAAGUAUUUCAUAUUCACCUUUAUCUCUACUUUGACGUUGAUAAAAUCUCCAUCGCAAUCACUACCACCGUCCGUUAAAUAACACCAAUAGCACCAGCGCCAUGUCUGCCCCCGAACAGGCCGAAUUCACUUUCCUGCCUCUCGGCGCUAUCAUCCAAGAAUUCCGCGUCGGUGGCCACAACAUCGUGCUUGGCUUCCCCACGCAGGACCAAUAUGUCAAGUACAACACUGCACAUUACGGCGCGACCAUUGGCCGCGUGGCCAACCGUAUCAAGAACGGCGUGAUCAAUGACCUGAACGAACAAUCAAUCCAAUUGGCCAAGAACAAUGGUCCCAAUGCCUUGCACGGCGGCCCUACGGGCUGGGGCAAGCGCGUCUUCGAUGGCCCACAUAAAGUCCAGCGCCAUGGUAGCGAUGCCCUCCUAUUCAAGUACCUUUGCAAGCACGGCGAGGAGGGAUACCCCGGAACCCUUGAGGUGCGCGUGUGGUACACGGCCAGCAAGGAGGGCGAAGCGACCACCGUCUUGACAGCCGAGUACGAAGUCGAAUUUGUCGGCGAUGAAGUCGAAGAGACAGUCGUCAACAUCACAAACCACAGCUACUUCAAUAUCGGCGACGGUCCCACCAUCACCGGUACAACCGCAGAACUCGCUACCGCAGACUAUCUCCCCUUGGACGACACCGGCAUUCCAACGGGAGGUAUCGCGAAGUUCCCCCGCGACGUAACAACCCCCUUCACACUCGCCGCGACAGGCCCACACAUCGACGACGUCUUCGUCAUGGAAACCGACCCAACCAAGAUCCCUCUCGACACGCGUAGCUUGCCCCUGCGCCGUCUCGCACAGUUCAACCACCGUAGUACCGGCCUGCAUCUGGAAGUGCACAGCACCGAGCCGGCGUUCCAGUUCUACACGGGCAAGUACAUUAAUAUCCCCGAGAUUGACGGUCGGCCGGCGCAGACUGAGGGGUCAGGCUUCUGUGUGGAACCGAGUCGGUAUGUGAAUGCGAUUAAUGAGCCCGAGUGGCGGAAUAUGGUUCUGUUGAAGAAGGGGCAGGUGUUUGGUUGUAAGAAUGUGUACAAGGCGUGGAAGGAGUGAAGCGGAAAGUGAAAAAGGAUGCCGUACGAACAGUUCUGUACUCUCUAAGUUUCUUAGAGCAGUAUCUUUGAGAUGCCGAGCUUGGACCGAGAGAUCGCCGACUCGUCCGAUGGAAAAACUUAAUAGAAGCUGAAGUUUGUGGGUUGACUUCGUUCUAUUACGGGAAUAUGACACUAUUCCUCCCAGUUUACUCACUCGCAUCGAUAACCUUUUCCGAACAUGUACUUCUGUAUAAUGUCAGCGGCAAUUCGAUGUCUUAGAUCUAGACCAGACCAUGGGGUACAAACAUCUUGCCACCUCAUGUCCAUCUGCCUCUGUAACCUCGGCACCCGACUCUGGUGGGCGAAUCCCGCCGUGCCGAGCCGAGUUGCGCUGUUAUCUCCGUGACCUCAACCCGAUCCGCGGAUCUUUCGUUUCGGCAGCCCGCCCUGCGAGACUCGGCGGGUCCAGCUCGGG